This is a messenger RNA of Mesocricetus auratus (golden hamster), 3587 nucleotides long. It is a transcript of the gene Slc10a7, whose product is annotated as solute carrier family 10 member 7. The record is from RefSeq and is a predicted model, not a curated record. The coding region runs from base 216 to 1238 and encodes 340 amino acids. Gene Ontology annotation, cellular component: plasma membrane. Lineage: Eukaryota; Metazoa; Chordata; Mammalia; Rodentia; Cricetidae. The transcript has 12 exons.
GGCUUUCCCGUCACUGGAUACUACGACUCCCAGCCCGCCCCAGAGCCGCCCGAGCCAGCCCUCCGGUCUUUAGUUUACGAGUGGCGAUUCGACUCGCUCUGCUGCAUGUCUGGAGGGACCGAGGGAAGUGUGGAGACGCCCGGGGGACUCGGGGAUCGCAGCUCGGAGAGCCAGCCGGCCAGCCCUACAGACAAAACCCACCCACCCUAAGCGACAUGAGGCUGCUGGAGAGGGCGCGGAAGGAAUGGUUCCUGGUCGGGAUAGUGGUGGCGAUCGGCGCCGCCAAGCUGGAGCCGUCGGUCGGCGUGCACGGGGGACCGCUGAAGCCAGAGAUAACUGUGUCCUACAUUGCCGUCGCCACGAUAUUCUUUAACAGUGGACUGUCGUUAAAAACAGAGGAGCUGACCAGCGCACUGGUGCACUUGAAACUGCAUCUUUUCAUCCAGAUCUUCACACUUGCCUUCUUCCCAGCAGCAGUAUGGCUCUUUCUUCAGCUCUUAGCCGUCACGCCCAUCAAUGAGUGGCUUUUAAAAGGUUUGCAGACAGUAGGUUGCAUGCCUCCCCCUGUGUCCUCCGCCGUGAUUUUAACCAAGGCAGUUGGUGGAAAUGAGGCAGCUGCGAUAUUUAACUCAGCAUUUGGGAGUUUUUUGGGCAUCAUUGUAACACCGCUGCUGUUGCUGCUUUUCCUCGGCUCGUCCUCCUCUGUGCCUUUUACAUCAAUUUUCUCCCAGCUGUUUGUGACGGUCGUGGUGCCUCUCAUCAUUGGGCAGAUCAUCCGCAGAUACAUCAGGGACUGGCUGGAAAGGAAGAAGCCCCCCUUCGGGGCCGUCAGCAGCAGUGUGCUCCUCAUGAUCAUCUACACCACCUUCUGCGACACCUUCUCCAACCCACAUAUCGACCUGGACAAGUUCAGCCUCGUCCUCAUACUCUUCAUAAUAGUCUCCAUUCAGCUGAGCUUCAUGCUUCUGACCUUCAUCUUUUCGACACGGAACAACUCGGGUUUCACACCAGCGGACACAGUGGCUAUCAUCUUCUGCUCCACACACAAGUCCCUGACAUUGGGAAUUCCAAUGCUGAAGAUAGUGUUUGCAGGCCACGAGCAUCUCUCGCUAAUAUCUGUGCCCCUGCUCAUCUACCACCCGGCUCAGAUCCUCCUGGGAAGUGUGUUAGUGCCAACAAUAAAGUCGUGGAUGGUGUCGAGGCAGAAGGGCGUGAAGUUGACGAGGCCAACAGUAUGACCGAGGAGGCGUGUUCCUGAAGCGGUGUAUAUAUGUACAGGGCUGUACGUGCAGGCCAUUCUGAACACUUGUCCUUGUGAAUGUUGCUUUCAUGUCUAUUUUAUUUUUUUACAGAAAAAUAUGAUAUACCUGUUUAAGUGCCUUAAAAUGUUUUUGACAAGAUCAUUGUAUCCAAAACACACUCUGCUGGUGACUGCCAAGGGUGAACAGUAUUUUGAACUUAAUUUUUUCUCCUUAAUGCAGAAAAAGUUUUAGUAAGGGACAAAAAGUUAACAGGUUUCCUUUGUACUGCCUUUUGUGCACAACAACUCUGUAACAGUUACUGUAACGUUUGAAAUGAGGUCACACCAUCCAGAAACCAUCCCCGGUGACAGGGAAAGAUUUGCAAGUCUCCUUGGCACUCUUUGAUUUGUGCCGUGUGCUUCUUCAUUUCUGUGGCUGUGACAUGCUCUUCCUUAUCAACUCAGCAGGGGUCAGAGACCCACGAGAGCUGAGAAGCACAAGGUGCCUCUUCCCUUGGCAUCCCUUCAAUUAGUCCCCGCACACUCCAGAAACCCUUGAGUCCCAUCAUAAGAGUGUAGGGGAACAGCUUAAAUCCAUUAUGAGUCACUUCAAAGGAAGGGCCUGACGUGAGGACUGAGGUAGACACAGGGUGUAGCUAGGAGUUUCUUGUUCCUGCCUCAGUCUGCUCUCCCUCUUUCUUCCAUAAUUCCUUUGUUUCACGUUUCUCUGCACACCCACAAGCGGCCCAGUGCAGCACACAGAAGCAUCCCCGUCAGUUGGAGAGUAGCAACAGCUAACAGUGGGUUGUGUUCACAUUCCGCAGCUAGGACCAAACGCCGUUCCUGUUACACAGUUCCAAACGCUCCUGCUGGCAAGAUGUAGCCUGUUACACGCUCUAGCUAAACACACUUGAGCCAUUUGAGACAAUUUAUGAAUGAGGACACCCAUCACUCACUUGACAAAUGUUUACAUCUCUUAAGAAAACAAAUCACAUUGCCCUUAGGAGUCAAAGAAAACGUAAGGUCAUGGACAUGAGCAAUAGUACCUGUCCACACUGCCUAGUCAUGGGGAGAGGGGCCAGCCCAGACGGCGCAGCCACCCAGUAAGCAGGCUGUCAGGCAGAACUGGUCCUGGAACUGAGCACCGGCUUUUGAAGGAGGGUCUGGCACUGCCUUCGGUGGCCAGAACUUCAGCUGACCCCGUAGAAAAUAAAGCGGUGCUAAGUGGUGGGAGGGUUUAGUCCAUUGAGACGGUUCCUUGUACUUCCUCAACACUUGAUACUUUAUUGACCUAACAGGCAAUCGUGGGUCUCACCAAGGCCGGGCUAUCCCCUCAGCAGCUGCCUUUCUUGUUGGCAGUGGUAGCUGUAGCCACAAGGAAGCAGUCAUUCCUUCAGAAUCACUGGGCUUGUUGGUGGCGCUGCUUUCCAGCACCGUUGGCGUGGUUAGCACCUGACGGCUCGAGUGGGUGUCUCCGGCACUCGUAACUCUCACCAGAGCUCUACGGCUAGUGCCAGGCCUUGCAAAGGUCCACUGAACAGGCCGUGGGGACCCUGCUGGGAGGCGGUGGCGAGGGCUCCGCUGGGAAGUGUGGCGCUCCCAUGCCGCAGCAGGUUUUCAAGCCUUGUUCUACACUCUUCUUGGGCUUUGGAGGAGAUGGAAGUUGUCUGUCUGUCUGCCAGAGCUGUAGUGGAAACCUCCCGUGUCAUGUGAACACUGGCCCCCCCUUCAACCUCUCUACCUCUCUAACCCUGCAGUAGCUGUGGCUGUGGGAUAGAAUUCAACUGAAAAUGCUAUGAGAACAGUGCAUCUUUCACUUUAAAAUUGUGUUUUGUUUUGCAAUAAUCUGAUUUAUAUCAUGAGUUUUGGUGGCUUUAGUAACAUGUCUGUGGCUGUUUCUCUUUUUACACAAAUGGGAUAGCAUAUUUUUCCAUGGGGAGCAAAAAAUAGAAUCAAAAUUUAUUUUAAUUCAUGCACAUUAGGAUUUAAUUAGCAGCAUAAAAUAUUUUCCUAUGUUUAUGCACUGUCAAUCUUGUUUUAUACAUUUGUUUGUCCGAAUGUAUUUAUAAAAGAAAUACAUUAGAUUAUAUUUAUGUUUACUCAUUUUCCACCUAGGAUUUGUUUUUUUAAGCAGCUAAAAUUUUAAAGAAUGGUAAUACAGUCUUUAUAUACGUUCCAGGUUUCAAGAUUUUUUUAAUUCUUCCCUAUUCUGUUUUUAACUGACACACCUCUGGUUGACACUCAGUGUUUAUGCUAAAUACCAAAUUUUUUUCAAAGAAAUGGCUAAGUAAUGAAGUGGGUUAUUUAUAAUAAAUGAAAAUAAAAAAUAAUUCUAUGAUGAAACAAA